Molecule: messenger RNA, 4187 nt
Organism: Asterias rubens (European starfish)
Lineage: Eukaryota; Metazoa; Echinodermata; Asteroidea; Forcipulatida; Asteriidae
Product: puromycin-sensitive aminopeptidase-like
Exons: 17
Coding region: 97-2703 (868 amino acids)
Biological process (GO): peptide catabolic process; proteolysis
Cellular component (GO): cytoplasm
Molecular function (GO): metalloaminopeptidase activity; peptide binding; zinc ion binding
Source: RefSeq, a predicted model, not a curated record
GCGCACUCCUCUACCACGCAGAGGAAGCUUUGCUGCAGCAAGAAGGAACAUUUGCAGCUGGAACUUGUGAUCAAUUGCUGACUGAAAUCACUCAAAAUGCCUGCCAAGAAACCAUUCGAACGCUUACCAAAAACGGUUGUGCCAUCGAACUACAAGCUGAAACUUGAACCGGAUUUGGAAAAAUUCACAUUUUCUGGCAAUGUUAACAUAACUGUUUCGGUAAAGGAGGCAACAGACAAAGUAAUCCUUAACUGUCUUGAUAUCAACAUAACAAAGACAUGUUAUGCAUCAGGAGGCAAGGACAUCUCGUCCAGUGACAUCAGCUACAGUGUAGAAAAUGAGACGGCUACCGUGACGUUUCCCGAGACGUUGGCAACUGGAGUUGGUCAGCUCUAUCUUGAGUUCACUGGAGAGCUGAAUGAUAAGAUGAAAGGAUUCUAUCGCAGUAAAUAUACCACGCCGGAAGGAAAGGAACACUUCUGUGCUGUCACUCAAUUCGAGGCUACUGAUGCAAGAAGAUCUUUCCCAUGCUGGGAUGAACCAGCAAUCAAGGCAUCUUUUGAUGUCACUCUUGUUGUGCCAGCAGAUCGUGUAGCAUUGUCUAAUAUGAAUGUUGUCAGUGAGCAACCUAGUUCCGAUGGCAAACUCAAGGUCAUGACCUUUGGUAAGACUCCCAUCAUGUCUACGUACCUUCUGGCGUUUGUUGUCGGUGAAUUUGACUAUGUGGAGGGUAAGUCCUUGGACGGAGUCUGUGUUCGAGUCUACACCCCGCUCAGCAAGAAGGAACAUGGCCAAUUUGCUCUGGAGGUAGCUGUAAAGACGUUGCCAUUUUACAAGGACUACUUUGAUGUGGCGUACCCUCUACCAAAGAUUGAUCUUAUUGCUAUACCAGACUUUGCUGCCGGUGCUAUGGAGAAUUGGGGUCUCGUCACCUACAGAGAGACAGCUCUACUUGUGGAUCCCAAGAACUCGUCUGCAUCAGCCAAACAAUGGGUAGCAUUAGUAGUGGGUCAUGAGCUUGCCCACCAGUGGUUUGGUAAUCUAGUGACUAUGGAAUGGUGGACUCAUCUAUGGUUAAAUGAAGGUUUUGCAUCUUGGAUUGAAUAUCUAUGUGUGGAUCAUUGCUUCCCGGAGUAUGAUAUCUGGACCCAGUUCAUUACUACAGAUUAUACCAGAGCACUUGGACUUGAUGCACUCAAGAGCAGUCAUCCUAUAGAGGUUCCAGUGAACCACCCAGAUGAAGUGGAUGAGAUAUUUGAUCUGAUCUCCUACUCUAAAGGCAGUUCGAUCAUCCGCAUGUUACAUGACUACAUUGGAAAUGAUGCCUUUAAGAAGGGAAUGAAUGUUUAUCUUGAGCGCUACAAGUACUCUAACACUCUGACUGAGGACCUAUGGGGAGCACUAGCAGGAGCAAGUGGCAAAAACAUUGAGGAGAUGAUGAGUACCUGGACUCUACAGAUGGGAUUCCCUGUACUGAAGGUAUCUGCUGAACAGAAAGGCACAUCAAGGGUGCUGACUAUCUCACAGAGUAAAUUCUGUGCAGAUGGACCAAUGGAAGGAGAGAGUCCACAAUGGAUUGUACCAGUCAGCAUUGCUACCAGUACUGAUCAUACUAUCAAACCACUAUCUAGUAUCCUACUGGAUAAACCAAGCACCACUGUCACACUGGAAGAUAUCAAACCAGACCAAUGGAUUAAAUUGAACCCAGGAACAAUUGGAUUUUACCGUGUGUACUACUCCUCUGAGAUGCUUGACGCUCUACUACCAGGUAUUCGAGAUGGUUCACUUCCUCCCCGAGAUAGAUUGGGACUUGAGAAUGAUCUGUUUGCAUUGGCCAAAGCAGGGCAGGCUAAUACAGUUGAUGUCUUGAAGGUAAUGGAAGCAUUCUCGAAUGAGACAAACUACACUGUGUGGACUGAGCUCGCAACCAACCUAGGAACUCUAUCUAAGCUUCUGACUAAUACAGACUUUGGUCAACUCUUCAAGGAGUUUGUCAAGACUUUGUUUACGGACAUCUAUCAGAAGCUUGGCUGGACACCUAAGGAUGAUGAAGGUCAUUUGGACUCAAUGUUACGAAGCCUUGUCGUUCGUGUAAUGGGACGUAAUGGCCACCCCCAUGCCAUCGAGGAAGCCAAGAAACAGUUCAAGAGUCAUUGUGCAGGAGGAGAGCAGAUACCAGCCGACCUCAGGGCACCAGUCUAUCAGACCGUCUUGGCCCAUGGAGAUGAGGCAACCUUUGAAGAGAUGCUGAAGCUUUUCAGAGCACAAGAUCUUCCUGAGGAGAAGGAGCGUAUCUUAAGAAAUCUUGGAGCUGUCAGUAACCCAGCCAUGAUGCAAAGAGUCUUGGACUUCUCCCUCACAGAUGAAGUCCGUGCUCAAGACACAGUGUUUGUUAUCGGUGGAGUGACGGGUACCAAGGAAGGUCAGGCCUUAGCAUGGGAAUUCCUGCAGAAGAACUGGAAGGAGCUGAUAACACGUUACUCAAGUGGCUUCUUACUCUCCAGAGUUGUACAGUAUUGUACUGAGGGUUUUGCUUCUGAAGAGAAAGCUUUGGAUAUUGAGACAUUCUUCAAGACUCAUGAGGCCCCUGCAGCAGAACGUACCAUCAAGCAGUCGCUAGAAAACAUUCGCCUCAGCGCUAAGUGGCUAGAACGUGACGCAGCCAGUAUCCAAGCCUGGCUUAAGACCAAGUCCCAACUCUAAUCAUCAAACAGUCAAAAUGGAUGUCAGUUUUCCAAAGUUGGUCUAAGGUACGAGAUUGGUUCUGAACCAAAUUCCAACUUCCAGUUCUGAUUUUCGGUGUGGAGACUUGGAAAUUUGAUUUUGUACUUGCUCAAAUGGUUGAUAACAAUUUCUUUUUCCCCUGAAAUUUCAUAGCGGUUUAAAACCACAAUUUACUUUGUUCUUAUUAUCAAACUUAUGUCUUAUACAAACAAUUAUUAAGCAACUAUAUCAAAAUUAUCGCUUUUAAUUAGGGAUAACAGAAUACAUCAUGAAAAAAAGAGUUUCAAGUAAGCCAACAAAUUUAUUGUCACCUAAACUUUAAAAGUUUGGGAGACAAAGGAUUACAAAGACAGCUUAGUGGUAAGAAACAAUGAUAUUUAUAAUUUGGGAGGCAAAUCAUCGCUACUCAAAGCUGAGAAGCUGGGUUGUGAGGGACGCGGCUACAACAUGGUCAAGUUUCAGGCAUGCAUGCAAGGGCGCCUACGGCACCCACCCCAUAUAAGACCACGGAGCACAGUUUGAAAGAGCUACUAACGACAAUUUCCCUAAAAUUCUAUCCCAAUUGAAAUUAUUGUUAUCCUGAUCAGGGACAUCUUGCUGAUUUUUUUCAAGUGCCUAGUACUUUUGCCUAGUACUAGAGGCAGUUUAUAGUCGGUCGCGCGAUGGACGGUUGAUGGAAAUCUUGACGCGCGAUCAAAAAAAGACUCAGUUUUAGGCCUCAGCGACAACUAUAAACUGUGUCGCGCGUCCAAAUUUCCAUGGCGUACCAUCGCGCGACCGACUAUAAACCGGCCUUUUGGCCUCUCUCUAUAUAUCAGAUUUGUCAAAUGCUGUCUUGAUAUAAAAUUGAGAUGGUCAGUGACAAAUUUGAAAUGUAGAUCGAGCAAAUGAUGAGCACAUGUAGUCUCCUUAUCAAGUGAAUUUACAAAUGGUUACGACCAUAGCUAGAUGUUGCUAAUGAACAAGUUUUUAUGUUAAUUAACUGCAAACAAAAAAAUUAAUUCCAGGAGCUUUUUGAUAACGAGAGUAAUUAUGUACACAGAAUUGAUAACGAGAGUAAUUAUGUACACAGAAAUUGUUGCACACUGUUUGUUUUUACAAGUGGAAAUUUGACGAUUUUUACUUUUCAUCAAGUUCUUAUUUUUUGCGAGUGCAAGCUGAAAAUUAACAGUUUGUCCCAUUUUGUUUUCCUUUGCGUGGAAUUGUUCAGUGUUUGGAUGUAAAUGAUGACUUGGAAAUUAUAAUCAAAAAUAAUUUGUCCCGAUCAUUAUGUAAUUGACCAAAAAUAAUGUGUGAUAUGCUAAUACAAUCGGCAACCUGAUACCAAAUGUUGUCUAUAAUAAUUAAUUGAAAUGGUUACAAAACGUUUAUUUCAGAUGUAUGUACAAGUGGAUUAAUUUACCACUAGGUGGUUAUCAUGCUUUACUUCAAAUCGGAAUAAAAUCAUACACUCUGGAAAUGAA